This is a messenger RNA of Dipodomys spectabilis (banner-tailed kangaroo rat), 1210 nucleotides long. RefSeq names its product solute carrier family 28 member 1 (gene Slc28a1). Gene Ontology annotation, biological process: uridine transmembrane transport; pyrimidine nucleobase transport; nucleoside transmembrane transport. The annotation marks the transcript as partial. The transcript is spliced from 11 exons. NCBI's taxonomy places the organism in Eukaryota, Metazoa, Chordata, Mammalia, Rodentia, Heteromyidae. Gene Ontology annotation, molecular function: pyrimidine- and adenosine-specific:sodium symporter activity. Gene Ontology annotation, cellular component: membrane. The record is from RefSeq and is a predicted model, not a curated record.
CCAGUCCCCCGCAGUGCAGCGUCCAGGCCACCUGUCACCAGACCAGACUCUGGACGGUCCAGCCCAUGGCAGAGGCCUUCUCCCUGGCGCCCGCGGCCCGCGGCCUGGACAACAUGGGGGCCGAGUUCUUGGAAAGAAUGGAGGAAGGCCGGCUCCCGGGCGGCGACCCGAGGCCCGCACAGUCGCAGGUCGGGGACGGCUGGAGCGCCGUGCACCCCGGGCCCUCCUCCCGGUGGAGGAGCCUGCAGCCGGUUCGGAGAGCCAGAAGCUUCUGCCAGGAGCAUGCCCAGCUGCUGCGGUGGAUGGUCACAGGCCUGCUCUGCACGGCCUACGCGGCCUUCCUGCUGGUGGCUUGCCUCCUGGACGUGCACAGGGCCCUGGCGCUGCUGGUCCUUACGGGCCUGGCCCUGGUCUUCCGGGCCCACAGCCUGCUGAAGAGGCUUCUGGGGCCGAGGCUGGGCAGGUGCAUGGCAUUCCCAUGUGUGGGCCUCCCCGGAGGUUCCCGUCUGAGCCUCUGGUUUAAGAGGGGUCUGGCGCUGGCUGCCGCCAUGGGCCUGGUCUUGUGGCUGUCUCUGGACACGUCCCAGCGGCCGGAGCAGUUGGUCUCCUUCGCGGGGAUCUGCGUGUUCGUCCUCUUCCUCUUUGCCUGCUCCAAGCACCACCGUGCCGUCUCCUGGCGCGCCGUGGGCUGGGGCCUUGCGCUGCAGUUUUUGCUCGGACUCUUCGUCAUCCGAACAGAACCCGGAUUCGUUGCCUUUCAGUGGCUUGGGGAGCAGAUCCAGGUCUUCCUGAGCUACACCGAGGCCGGCUCCAGCUUCGUGUUCGGGGAGGCGCUGGUGAAGGAAGUCUUUGCCUUUCAGGUCUUGCCCAUCAUCGUCUUCUUCAGCUGUGUCAUGUCGGUGCUCUACUACCUGGGCCUCAUGCAGUGGGUCAUCCUGAAGAUUGCCUGGCUGAUGCAGUUCACCAUGGGAACCACAGCCACGGAGACCCUGAGUGUGGCGGGAAACAUCUUUGUGAGCCAGACGGAGGCUCCUCUGCUGAUCCAGCCCUACUUGGGGGACAUGACGCGGUCGGAGGUGCACGCCGUCAUGGUGGGGGGCUACGCCACCAUCGCCGGCAGCCUGCUGGGCGCCUACAUCUCCUUCGGGGUAGGAGCCCUCCCCCUGCCUGCCCAGGUCCUACCCACCCCCAGGCGCCCCCCACUCCAUCG